Haliotis rufescens (red abalone) is the source of this 909-nucleotide messenger RNA. RefSeq lists its product as uncharacterized. The transcript has a single exon. Bases 1 to 909 code for a protein of 302 amino acids. The record is from RefSeq and is a predicted model, not a curated record. Lineage: Eukaryota; Metazoa; Mollusca; Gastropoda; Lepetellida; Haliotidae. Gene Ontology annotation, molecular function: zinc ion binding; nucleic acid binding.
AUGUCGGAGCAAGAAAUUACAGAUGAAUUGACUAGUCAGGGAGUAAGUGCAGUGAAGCGUUUCACAAUGAAAUCCAGAGACGGUGACAUCAUCCCGUCAAAUACGUAUAUGCUUACUUUUGCACUGUCGACCCUUCCUAAAUCUGUUAAAGCUGGUUAUCUCAACAUCGGAGUGGAGGUGUAUGUCCCCAAUCCACCCCGAUGUUUCAAGUGCCAAAAGUUUGGACAUGGGUCUAAAUCCUGUAAUCACUCUGUCGUCUGCCAGCGCUGUGGUGACGGCCAUGACAGCACUGGAUGUACAGCUGACAUUAAAUGUUCCAACUGUAAUGGCAAACAUCUGGCUUCCUCGAAAUUAUGUCCAGUGUGGCAAAAACAAUCAAAAAUCAUCAGGCUAAAACAUGAACAAAAUAUAUCAUUUUUCGAGGCAAAGAAGGUUAUUGACAGUCAGGCCCCGUCAACUCCACUUACCAGAACCUACUCUGCUGCUGCUAUCUCUACCCCUCCAACUCCUCCAACAGUAUCCAUUUCUAUUCAAACAGAAAUGACAUGGGUCACAUCAGAUUCUCCUAUCAGCAUUACUUCUGUGAUCACUUCAAACACAUCCUCGACUCAAACUGUGAGUCAAUCUGAACUCUUGAUUGCUUACUCUGAUAAUGUUGUGCCUACAACUGAAAAGCCAGAGGCCACAGUAGAGCCUUCAACUAUUGAAUCAGGUGUUGUUACCUUGACGAGAAAAGAAAGAAAAAAACUAAAUAAAAAACAGACAAACAGGAACUCCUCUUCUUCAGAGAUAGUUAUCCAUAACUCCUUUGAUGCUCUGGACAUGGAUGUCACCCCAUCGUCACAGAGCAGUAGUAGGAGUCCUUCCUCCUCACGUCUACGUGAGCGUUCACCGAUUGAGCCACCAUGA